Dothidotthia symphoricarpi CBS 119687 is the source of this 1271-nucleotide messenger RNA. RefSeq lists its product as uncharacterized. The coding region runs from base 55 to 1140 and encodes 361 amino acids. The transcript is spliced from 12 exons. Gene Ontology annotation, molecular function: fructose-bisphosphate aldolase activity; zinc ion binding. Gene Ontology annotation, biological process: gluconeogenesis; glycolytic process. The record is from RefSeq and is a predicted model, not a curated record. Lineage: Eukaryota; Fungi; Ascomycota; Dothideomycetes; Pleosporales; Dothidotthiaceae. Gene Ontology annotation, cellular component: cytosol.
ACAGUCACAACACUCUACAAUCCACUACACACAUCACAAAACACCAAACACACAAUGGUCGCCGCUAAGGAAGUUCUGUCCCGCAAGACGGGUGUCAUCUACGGUGAUGACGUCCUUGCUCUCUUCAAGCACGCAAAGGACAACGGCUACGCGAUUCCCGCCGUCAACGUUACCUCUUCCUCCACUGUCGUAGCCACACUCGAGGCCGCACGCGACAAGAAGUCGCCCAUCAUCCUCCAGACUUCCCAGGGUGGUGCUGCGUACUUCGCCGGCAAGGGUGUCGGCAACAAGAACCAGGAGGCUUCCAUCGCUGGUGCCGUCGCUGCCGCUCACUACAUCCGCGCUAUUGCACCAACAUACGACAUCCCCGUCAUCCUACACACCGACCACUGCGCCAAGAAGCUGCUGCCAUGGUUGGACGGCAUGCUCGACGCUGACGAGGCCCACUUCAAGGCUACCGGCGAGCCUUUGUUCUCCUCCCACAUGAUCGAUCUCAGCGAGGAGGAGGUUGAAUUCAACGUCCAGACCACCAAGAAGUACCUCCAGCGCGCCGCCCCGAUGAAGCAGUGGCUCGAGAUGGAGAUUGGUAUCACAGGUGGUGAGGAAGAUGGUGUUGACAACGAGGGCGUUGACAACGCGAGCUUGUACACACAACCCGAGGACAUCCUCAACAUCUACAACGAGCUCUCCUCCGUGAGCCCAUACUUCUCCAUCGCUGCUGGUUUCGGCAACGUCCACGGAGUCUACAAGCCCGGAAACGUCAAGCUCCAGCCUUCCCUUCUCAAGAAGCACCAGGAGCACGUCAAGGAGCAGGCAAAGACCAAGGAGGACAAGCCUGUUUACCUUGUUUUCCACGGUGGAUCCGGUUCCUCGGUCGAUGAUUUCCGCGAGGCUAUCUCCUACGGUGUCGUCAAGGUCAACCUUGACACCGACAUGCAGUGGGCUUACCUGACCGGUAUCCGGGAUUACGUCCAGAACAAGUCUGGAUACCUCCAGACCCAGGUUGGCAACCCUGAUGGCGAUGACAAGCCCAACAAGAAGUACUACGACCCCCGUGUCUGGGUUCGUGAGGGCGAGAAGACGAUGACCAAGCGCGUCGAGGUCGCGCUGGAGGAUUUCUACGCUGCGGGCAAGGUUUAAACGCCCUCUCGGGAGUCCGAAUGGACUGACAUCGACGUUGUAUAGUCGAGGUGUUUGGGGAUGAGAGUGGAACAGACUGGACUGUAUCAGUAUGCGGCAGUCCGUUGGUCAGUUGAUGAAGAACAUGAAAA